Molecule: messenger RNA, 4089 nt
Organism: Grosmannia clavigera kw1407
Lineage: Eukaryota; Fungi; Ascomycota; Sordariomycetes; Ophiostomatales; Ophiostomataceae
Product: WD repeat protein
Exons: 6
Coding region: 1-4089 (1362 amino acids)
Biological process (GO): vacuolar acidification
Cellular component (GO): RAVE complex
Molecular function (GO): protein binding
Source: RefSeq, a predicted model, not a curated record
AUGAAGGCGGUCCUUCCGGGAAAGCCCGAGCCACGGCUGCAGGCCCUCGCAACCGGCUUCUGGGAAUCGCGGCGCGUUAUCAAGAUAUACAUCACCGGAAAUGCCCUGGCCAUCCUCGGUAGCCACGACACGCUGCACCAGACGAUAUACGAUGACGACGAGACGCCACUCGAGGCCGUGGCCUUUGACGAGGUGUCGGGCAACAUUGCUACCUGCACCGACUGCAUUGUUCGUGUCUACCGGCCCAUUGGCCGGCUAGAAGGGUCUCUCCAAUGGGCUCUGCAAAGCGCCUUCGCUCCCAAUGUCCGCGCCUCCGAUGACGCAGAUGGCCGGCUUCCCAUGACGCUGUCGUGGGGAGCCUCUCAGGAGCUGGUGGUCGGACAGGCGGCCCUGGCUCUCUACUGCACCGGCUCGCGGCCAUCAUCGUCGUCGGGCGGUCCUGUAGCCGCGGUGUCGCCUCCCUGCUCGUGGCACAAGCAGCUCGCCAACCCGGUCAAGUGGGCCAGCUGCUCGUACGACUCGGCCUACAUCGCCUGCGCUGGCUACACAGACCGGCUCGUCAAGGUCUGGCGGCGGCUCAGCUUCGACUCGGACAAUCCUCGGUUCGACUACGCAUAUCUGCCACACCCACAGCCCGUCACCGGCUUGCAGUGGCGCAUCCCCUACCACGUCGGCCACACGGUCGACCACAUCCUCUAUACCUUCUGCGCCGACAACAUACUGCGCAUCUGGACGUCGUCCGAGGUGUCCGGCAGUGCCCACCAGCAACUAUCGCUCUGGGGCACCGUCGAUCUCGCAGCCGCCCUCGGCAGCGAGCCCGCGCUGCGGCCCAUCGUCUGGGCGUUUGUCAUCCAGGGCCGCGACCUGUCUGCAGCCACGGAGAAGGCCGUCCAGGAGCGCGACGAGCGCGACAUCAAGACCGACCGCGCUUUGGGGCAUCUGGUGGCCAUCGCCAACCGCAGCUCCGAGAUCUGCCUGGUCCUCGAUGCCCAGGGUACUCUGUCCGCCCUGUCGUUGGAGAACCUAGACUCCAAAGUGCAAAAGACCAACGACGUCUACAACAUCACCCAGCUCGUCUCGCCCAGCCUCGACUUCUCGCCCAAUCUGGGCCUAUCUGCCCCAUCACCCUUAUCUACAGCAACUACGACCGUAACCGCAGCCACAGCCGCAUCACCCCCUACCCACGUCGAGAUUUAUACCUUUUGCAACUCGGGUGGUCAUCUACACAUCCUCAUCCACUACAUGGCUGGAAAGAUCGAAGUAUACGAGGCUGAUAUCGCCUACCUGCUGGACGACACGUCCACCAAGCCACGGCUGUGGCGCAAGGCCAUAUGGACGGGACACUCUGGCGCCAUCAGCAAGAUGGUGCGCAACUUCAGUGGCAGUGCCGUCGUUUCUAGGACCGAUGGCGGGGACGGCAUGGUGUGGCAUCACACGCACGGGAGCAAGGACACGCCGCUAUACCCCCAGUCCAUGCUGCUGUCGGCAGACGGGCCGAUCUUGCGCAUCUGCGUCUUGCGCAAGGGUCGCUUUGUCGUGUUCUUGACUGGCAACAGCAUCACGGCCUGGGACUGCCGCCGCCCUGCCCCAAUUCUGCUCGGCCGCUGUGCCUACGCCAUCUCGGGGAAGCCGCUCUGUCUGCUGGUGCUGCCGCGGGAACACGUGGAAGACGUGUUGGUAGCCCACAUUGCGACCGUCACGUCGGAGAAGCACGGCAUCGUCUGGGAGGUCAGCCUGCCAGAGUAUACGGCCGACCAGCAAAAGGCUAAUGGCGGCUCUGGAGCCCAUGGUGGCCCGUCGGUGGAAGAGUUCUGCCGCUUCGAUCUAGGCGAGAGCGGAGAUCUAGCGUACGUGCUGCCUGUCGACCCGGCAGGAUCCAAUCCGCUGAUAUCGGGGUUCCUGGACGUGUUUGCACGCGAUGUAGCCAUCCUGUACACCAAGUCAGGCGGCGUGGAGUUCUGGACGGCACGCAUCGACUGCCAGCAGAGGCGGGUGGAGUGGCUGCUGACGUCGUCGAUGGAGACGGGCGUGCAGGAGCCAGCGCUCGUCAGCGGCAGCACGCGCAAAAAGGCGGCGCUGGUCAACGCGCGGCGGUCAGCCGUGACGAUCUGGGACAUCCGCAGCGCGCAGCUCGAGUACGACGGCAGCUUCGAAAAGCACGACACGGUGCAGGACCUGGACUGGACAUCGACGCCGGACUCGCAGUUGAUCCUGGCCGUGGGGUUCCCGCACCGCGUGCUGCUGCUGUCGCAGCUGCGCUUCGACUAUCUCAACAAGGGCCCGGCGUGGGCGGCAGUGCGGGAGAUCAGUACGCGCGAACACACGCCGCACCCGAUCGGCGACUCGACUUGGCUGGGGGACGGCGACCUCGUCAUCGGUACGGGCAACCAGCUGCUCGUGCACGACCGACUCUACAGCGUGCCCAGUUCGCUGGCUACUAGCAUGCGACUGCCGCACACGACCAAGGGCCACACGUGGGACCUGUUCGAUGUGGUGCAGCGGCUUAACGGCCCGCUGCCGGUCUUCCACCCCCAGUUCCUCAGUCAGUGCAUGCUGGCCGGGAAGAGCAUCCUCAUGCAGCAGAUCCUGUUGGCCCUGCACAAGAUGCUCAAGUUCUACAUUGCCGGCGACGAUGUCGACGACUACCUCAGCCUGGACGUGACCGAGUUCUACAUGAGAAAGAAGCUGCCCGAGUCCCACGCAGCGGACAGAAAUGCGGCCACGUCCUUCUUCUCGCGCCAGGACGUGCCGGACGAGGACGACGAGGUGUUUACGGAAGAAGUGGCCGCGGCCAUUAGCGAAAAGCUGACCAGCGUGGCCCUGCCGCAGCUGUCGGGUCACGAGCAGAUCCAGCUGGUGGACAUCGUCGAGUGCGUAGGCCUGGUGGAGAAGCAGCGGCGGUCGAUGGACGAGAACGCGGCUCGCUACAUGCUCUUCUUCCGGCAGCAUGUCCUGCGCAAGGGCCGCACCAACGAGAUCCACAUGUCCUGGCGCGAGAUCAACUGGGCCUACCACUCGACGAGCCAGGACAUCCUGGUCGACUUUGUUUCUCGGCAACAUCACGGGUCGGUGCUUUGGAGCGAUGCCCGCGAGAGCGGCAUGUUCAUGUGGCUGGCAGACAACGCAGCAGUGAAAGCACAGUUCGAGCUAGUAGCGCGGAAUGAGUACGCCAAGAGCGAAGUGAAGAACCCGGUCGACUGCAGCCUGUUCUACCUUGCCCUGCGGAAGAAGACGGUACUGCAGGGACUGUGGCGCAUGGCGACGUGGAACCGCGAGCAGGGCUCGACGCUGCGGCUGCUGGCCAACAGCUUUGAUGAGCCCCGGUGGCGAACGGCCGCGCUGAAGAAUGCGUAUGCGCUGAUGAGCAAGCGCCGGUUUGAGUAUGCUGUCGCCUUCUUUCUCCUGGCCGACCGGCUGCAGGACGCUGUUGCCGUCUGCUUUAACCAGCUUCAGGACUUGCAGCUGGCCAUCGCCAUCGCCCGCGUCUACGAGGGCGAUCAUGGCCCGAUUCUGAGCAAGUUUCUGGAGGACGAGGUGCUGCCACUCGCGGCGCAAGAGGGCAACCGCUGGCUGGCAUCAUGGGCGUUUUGGAUGUUGCAUCGCCGGGAUAUGUCGGUGCGAGCGUUGAUUACACCGGUCUACACACUCAUCGAGACGCCGUGCUCGCCGGACCUCAAGUCGAAACUGUUCCUGACCGACGACCCGGCCCUCGUGAUCCUCUACGCACAACUGCGCCAGAAGACGCUGCAAACGCUGCGCGGUGCCUCCAAGGUGACGCCCAAGGUCGAGUGGGAUCUGGUGCUGCAUAGCGCGCGGCUGUACGACCGCAUGGGCUGCGAUCUGCUGGGCCUGGAUCUCGUGCGGAACUGGGAGUUCCUGAGCCCGGCCCCGUCCGAAGCUCUGGGACUGGGUGGCGACAUCAACCCGCUAAAGAUGCUGGGAAGGCGGAGCUCGCUGGUGGUGGCCGACCUGCCAAUGUCGCCCAUCACCGGCGGACUGCACAGCGACGUCAAGACGGGCGGCCGCGCAGCGCCCACGGUGUUCGAGGAGCCAGAUGCCAACUCGCUGUUGGACAGCUUCGGGUUUUGA